Molecule: messenger RNA, 1758 nt
Organism: Rhipicephalus microplus (southern cattle tick)
Lineage: Eukaryota; Metazoa; Arthropoda; Arachnida; Ixodida; Ixodidae
Product: solute carrier family 22 member 7
Biological process (GO): transmembrane transport
Cellular component (GO): membrane
Molecular function (GO): transmembrane transporter activity
Source: RefSeq, a predicted model, not a curated record
AUGGCUCUCUUUUUCCCGAAGCGACUCGCGGCUUCCGACCUUUUGACGAGCGAGUGCUUCGACUGUCAAGAAGGCUUCGGUGACGGCGUCUUCCAAUGGCGGCUGUUGAUCCUGUGCACCAUCGCCAUUUUCUUGGUCAACGGGCAAAUAGUACUGAUUCCCGCCAUCUCGAGUGACGUGGACCACUGGUGCAAGAGACCGGCCGGAUCCAACAUCUCGGCGGAUGCGUGGAAGAAUGUUGCCAUACCCGUUGGAGCUGACGGACGCCACAGCCGCUGCUACGUAUUCGAGAACCCAGGGUACUCGGAAAACGACACAUUGGCUGUAGUCAAGUGCUACGAUUGGGACUAUGACAAGGCUCAAGCCUCGACAUCGCUAAUUACUGCCUGGAGCUUAGUUUGCGACCGACGUGCCUUGCUCGCCGUUAUAAUGGCGGCGCAACAAGUGGGUUCCGUCGUGUUCCUGCUGUUGUCCGGCACCGCGGCCGACCUUCUCGGCAGGAUGCCCAUUCUUCUAGUGAUGACGACAGCUGCGAUUGUGUCGACAGUAGCCGGUUGCCUGGCCACUGACUACGUAAUGUACACCUUGGCAGUGUUUUUUGUGUACGGAAGCGUGCUUGCCUGCGCCACCUGUACCGUGAUCGUCUCGUUUGAAGUCACCGUCCACGAACACAGACCGUUGUACAUCAUCUUUUCUGCGACAGCGAGCUUCUUGCUAGGGGACGUGUGGUUUGCGAUCAUCAGAGUUUUGAAACUCAGCUGGCAACUGAAACAAGCUGUGUUUCUUUCACCUACACUUGUUCUUCUCGCUGCGUUCGUGGUAGUGCAAGAAUCACCGCGCUGGCUGAUUGCGAAAGGGCAUCUGGAAGAGGCCGAAGCAGUGAUGAUGAGCGCAGCUGAGCAUAACCACUUUCCCUUGUCCGGCACAGCCUGUCUCAUGGACAAACUAAGGCGGGAUCGCUGGAAGUACCGGAACAGCGCCCCUGCGUCCGACCAUGAACGCCUGCUGCUCGACGCUAGAUCGGUCCGGCGGCGAGCGUUGACUAUGUUCACCUUUCUAUUCUCGCUCAUGUUUAGUGCCUUCACGGACGUAAUCUCGAUAAUGAUGCGAAGCGAUGACAACGAAGACAGGAGCGUUUGGUUUAUGGUGGUCGUGCUCGUUGGUACGCUGCUCAGUUACAUGGCAAUGUACAUGAUGGUUACCCGGUUUGCCCUGGUCAAAGUGCUCAGCGUCUCCUCUGCAGUCGCCGGCUGUACCCACUGCCUGCUGAGCUUUACCGCCAGCUUUUACUCCGUGGCCACCGUGCUACUCGCGCUCUCGCAUGGCAUUCUAGCCGUAGCCGUCGGAGUGAGCAUCGCGUACAUCAUGGAGAUAGUCCCUACUGCCGUGCGCGGUGUGGCCUUGUGCUGGGCACUGGCCUGUGGAAGCGUCGGUGUCGGCUGCGCGUGUUCGACGUUUGUGCUGCAGCAGCUGGGUCGCGAGGACGUGGCAUUCGGUACGACUGCCCUCUUGCUCGUGGUGUCGCUGUUCGUGAUUUCCGACCUGCCUCCUCCUGCAGGAAUCGAGUGCGCUGUCAGCGACGUCGCUGCUAAGAGGCACGCCUCAUUCUCCAGCAAGGCCUCCAUUGACCACAUGAAGAAGUCGCUCGAUAGUUGUCCUGUGGGCAAGAUAAGUCCGAUGAGUUUCAGGAGCCAGAGGAGCUUGGCCGAUGGCUCGCUGCGUACGUCUUCGGGACACAGCGACACGCACAAUUUUUGA